GUAGUUAGUGGAGAAAAUGCAUUUUAUUGACAUAAUAUUUUGGUCAUUUUAUAUAUUUAAGGCAGACUUUGCUUUUGUUACUUUAGCUGUUGAAAACAACAUAAAAAGUGUGAUAAACACCCAGAAUUCAGUGAGUGAGCAUCUGUUUCUGUCUGCGACUCCUCUGGGUUUCAUUUAUCAAGUUCUAGACAAGGUUAUCUCUUCGAAUUGACUUUUAUUUUGAAGCAGUCACUUCCUGCUGCUCACUUCCUGUCAGUCCUUGUUCACACCUGAUUUGAGUCUGUGUUGUCAAAGCUGGUUCCUGUUUGUCGUAUCUGUAUCUGCAACUGGUCUGGAGAGAGUGGGAGUGAAUUCAGUCGCCAUUUUUUCACGAUUUGGACGCCGCCAUGUUGGACCCAGACCUCAUCUGUGAGCAGCGAUUGGUCAUUUCUAUGGUCAGCUUAUAACUUGAAUAACUUCAACUACAGAAAAUUUUUUUUUUUUUUUUUUUUAAAAAGACGAUAAUCAACAACAUAUUAAAGUAUUUGAAAAAAAAAAUUUUAUUCUGACAAAUGUAAUGUAAUGUUUAUUUCUAUUAAAGUCUAUGGGGUUUUGGCUUUUUGAAAGCAGCAGGUACUUCCUGUUUGGAACACCUGGGGGGUGGAGUCACUCAGUCCAGGUUUCAUUUAAUUCAACCUUCCACGCAGUAACAAUAUGAACACAGACAUUAUAUUGUAAUGCAGAUUAAACUACAAUUUUACAAAAAUGGGCUUCAAUUGAGGUGGCUAUUCGUCUGCCGGCCAGCAGAGGGAGCUCGCUACACUGUCCACUGGGCGGCUAGCUAGCGUACCAUGGCUCAAUGGCUAAAGCUGCUUGGGUUCUGUGACAGGCUGGCGACCUGUCCAGGGUGUAUCCUGCUUUCGCCCUACAGUGACCGGGACAGUCUUUGACAACCUCUCGGCCUCAGCAGGUUAAGUAAAAGGAUGAAAGCCUUUGCAUCGAGCAGCCAUAUUGGAUUUUUUUAACCAGCUGAUCAGGUCCCUGAAAACUUCAUGUGCCCAAAAUUGAGUCCCUGGUUGGUUGAUGAAAUAUGCCAGUUUUCUCAUCUUUUUUUAUUAGAUUUCUAUUUUUUUUCUUUAAUUAUAUUCAUUUUCUAAUUCUUAUUUUGUAAUUUUUUAUUUCCUAGGAAGAUUCCCAGGGAUGUUCGAGGAGUGGGGAGGUGACAUCAAAAUCCCUUGGAGGAGUUUAAACUUGUAGGAGAUACUAAAGAGAUGGUGUUGAUUACAGCGCGGCUCACAGACUCACAGCAAAACCAGCCAAAUCUCUUCCAGCAGCCGAGUCCUUCACGGACCUUCACAGACCUUCACGGACCUUCACAGACGCUCGUUGCACUCUCAUCAGGCGGUCAGGAGGACUGUCAGCCGCUGCUGAGGAGAUCAGCUGUGAAGGUGGUGCAGCCCUACAGGGUGGAGAGCACCGACGGCAGAGCACGGAUCCAGUGUGUCUUUCACCCGCAUAAAAACCCAGAAGAUCUGAAAGUGACUCUGCUCAGAGGUCUCCACGGCCGUCAGGAGCUCUGCUCCUUCUUCCUUAACCUCACAGGCCAAACAGAGACACAUGGAGGGAGACAGGGACGGUGCUCUGCUCAGACCACAGAUGGCGCAGUAGAGGUCGCCCUGUCCAAUCUGACAGCUUCAGACACCGACAUCUACCGCUGCGAGAUUCAAACCUUCUAUCCGCCUCCAUACCUGCAGCUCACCGGAAACGGCACGCUCGUCCAUGUGAUAGAGCGUCCUGACUGUCCUUCUGUGAAUGCUCAGAGACAGCAUGAGGAGGAAGAGGAGGAGGAGAAGAAAGAGGAGACGGUGACAGCAGCCAGCGCUCCUGUGGCUGUUCUGGUGACAGUAAUCAUCUGUGUCCUGGUGAUCAUCAUCUACCUGCAGAUUGUUCAGUGUGAGCGAAACAGGAGGGAGGUGGUGAGGACGCCGCUGCCUUACGUUCAUCACAGAGCCAGUCCCAGCUCAUUUCUGACCAAAAGCAUUGUAUGAGCGUUCACAAACUUGUGCGUGUCUGCACACUUAUGUACUUGUCAAGUACCUAAUUCUGUUUACAUUCUGGUAAACACAUGUUGUAUUGAAGCUGCAGCUUUGUUUAGGUGGAAGUACCAUGUACAGAUUAUCACUCAGACUGAGAUGGAUCUAAUUAUUGAUCUCAAUGAAGUAGAAAUCUU
Messenger RNA from Oryzias melastigma (Indian medaka), 2209 nucleotides. It is a transcript of the gene cd28, whose product is annotated as CD28 molecule. The record is from RefSeq and is a predicted model, not a curated record. The transcript has 6 exons. Gene Ontology annotation, biological process: T cell receptor signaling pathway; regulation of T cell proliferation. Gene Ontology annotation, cellular component: external side of plasma membrane. NCBI's taxonomy places the organism in Eukaryota, Metazoa, Chordata, Actinopteri, Beloniformes, Adrianichthyidae. The coding region runs from base 1251 to 2027 and encodes 258 amino acids.